AUGGUAGCUUCGGAUCCUCGUCUCUUCUCAAUAUGCGCAAUAAUAACCUUUUUAUCCCCUUUUCCUGUCUCAUUGCCGCCAACUCGAUGGAAUGGAUGUGCUGCUUCGCGCAAGAGCACCUUCAUCUGCCUGGAUUCCCAUGACUUGAACGCUCCUCGGCCAUCGUUCCAAUUUACAUUGCCGUGCCUCAGGAUGGAGGACCAAGGUUGUCACCAUUCAUGGAUGUCACCAAGCCCAGCAUCGGCCCCAUCCGGGAGAUGA
This is a messenger RNA of Colletotrichum orchidophilum, 261 nucleotides long. RefSeq lists its product as uncharacterized. Lineage: Eukaryota; Fungi; Ascomycota; Sordariomycetes; Glomerellales; Glomerellaceae. The coding region runs from base 1 to 261 and encodes 86 amino acids. The transcript has a single exon. The record is from RefSeq and is a predicted model, not a curated record.